CAACCAGGCCCAAACAACACGCUAUUCAACAGAUCAACAUCUUGCUUUUAUUGCGGUCAAUGUCCAAAGUUCAAACCGCAAAACGUGGCUGAAACGGGCCUGCGACUCGUUGCUUUACCGUGAUUACCAAUCGUCACCACGUCGACCACCCCGCACAGCAGACAAACAGAGCGAACAAUGUCGACCGCGAACCCCGCCCUCGGCUACAGCGACUGCGUGUCGUCGCUGCGCACCUCGCUCUCGUUCCUCGAAUCCUCGGUCGACACCCUCGGUGCAGGCGUGCAGGACUUCCCCCGCCUCUCUUCCGUCCUCAAGACCGUCCGCCACUACGAACUGAUCCCCCAAACGACCCUCGCCGCUGCCGAAGCCUCUCUGCGGGACGAGAUCGGCCCCUUCAUCGCCCUUCUCCUCGACCGCGCAGAAAAACACCUUGAGCGACAGGCCCGCCGCAUCGAGACGCUCAAGGCGAGGGCGGAGCUGAAUGCCGGCCGGCUGUCGCAUUACCCCGCCCCGGGCAGAGGCGGGGGAGAGCAGGAGGGCGGGAAGGGCAGGGCGAAGGGGAAGCCGCUCGACGGCGGGGCCGCGCUGAGGGCCAAGGUGGUGCGGCAGCGGAAGGAGGCGCUCAAGUACGGGGUGGAGAGGCUGGAGUUGGAGGUGCUGCAGAAGGAGAGGGAGCUGAGGAUGAGGUUGGACCAGCAGGAGUAAGUGGGUUGGUGGGAGGAGGGAGGGGUUCCGGUUGGCGGCUGGAACCAGAACAAGAGUUCAAACGACUUGCUGGAUCACGGGGACAGCGCGUCGCUACAGCCACACGGAACGAGAGGCGAUUGCGGUCAAAGGCUGUGG
Molecule: messenger RNA, 843 nt
Organism: Thermothelomyces thermophilus ATCC 42464
Lineage: Eukaryota; Fungi; Ascomycota; Sordariomycetes; Sordariales; Chaetomiaceae
Exons: 2
Coding region: 178-705 (175 amino acids)
Biological process (GO): attachment of spindle microtubules to kinetochore
Cellular component (GO): spindle microtubule; DASH complex
Source: RefSeq, a predicted model, not a curated record